GGCGGGCGCGGGCGGCGGCUCGUCCCGGGGCAGCCAUGGGGGAGGCGGCGGGGGGCAGCGCGGUGCCGCCGCCGGCGGAGGCUGCGGGCGGAGGGCAGGUGAACGCCCUGACCGUGCUGGCCCUGCUAGAGAAGCUGGUGUCCAUGCUGGAGUCAGUGGAAGGGCAGCAGCGGCAGAUGGAGCAGAGGCAGCGGGGGCUGGAAGGGGCGGUGAAGGGCAUCCAGGGGGACCUGGGCAAGCUGUGCCGCAGCCACGGAGCUACGGGCGCGGCUGUGGAGAAGCUGCUGGAGAAGUCGCAGAAGGUGUGCGCCCACACCCGCGCCGUGCGGGAGCGGCUCGAGCGGCAGUGCGCGCAGGUGCGGCGGCUGGAGCAGCACCACGCCCAGCUGCUGCGCAGGGACCGCUUCAAGGUGCUCAUCUUCCAGGAGGAAAAUGAGAUCCCUGCCAGUGUUUUUGCAAAAGAGCCUAUUCCCAGCAUUACAGAAGGAAAAGAAGAGCCUGUGGAUGAGAACAAAACACUGGAAGAAACCUUGCAUACAGUGGAAUUGUCUUCAGAGGAUGACAUACAUCAUGAAGAUGAUGUGGGUGACAGUGCAGAGGAGAAAGCAGAAGAGUCAAGAGCUGAGAAAAUUAAAAGGACCAGCCUGAAGAAGGUUGACAGCCUCAAGAAAGCGUUCUCCCGCCAAAACAUCGAGAAGAAGAUGAACAAGAUCAGCACAAAGAUUGUCUCACCUGAACGGAGAGAGAAGAUUAAGAAAUCCCUUACAGUACACCAUCAGAAAUCCUCCUCUUCCAAGAGUUCGCCUUUCAAAGUUCCGCUCGCAUUCAAUGUGAAGAAAGCCCGUGAAGGAGAAAGCCCUGCUGAAACCGAGGACAGACCAGCAGAUACAGCAAGCACCGACCAGGCCGAGAACGAGGAGGAGAUGUCCUUCACUGACACGCACUCAGAUAUGACCCCCACCACGUCUCUGGCUGAGGAGAGCAAAGCAGUCAUUGAUUCUUUGGAGAAAGAAGCCAGGAUGGAAGGCAGUGCCAUGACAAACAACAACAUCGAGCUGUCCAUUGUUGAGGAUGAUGAAGAGUACGGGAUGCCUCUCGAAGACUCCAGCCAGAAACUGUAUGAUGAACGGAGCAAACCAGUCAGUGGGGAAAUGGAAGAAUCUGAUGAAGAAACAACCCAAGCAGCUGUUCUGCAGAUAGACCAAACAGCCUAAGAUGUCAGAGCCGUCCUUCAGCUUCCAGAUGCCCACAGUUUUGCCUAGGUGAAUGACUGGUUUCUGCUACACGUGUGGUAGUGGUGAUCCGGUUUUUUCCAGCCUUCUCUCUGCAAUGAUAAUUUACUGCAUCAUAUUGGAAUGCAGAGGGAACAUAGGCAACAAAUCACGCUGCAACGUGCUCCAAUUUUUAGGCCAAUCCUCUGGUAUUCAUUAAUGUAGAGAUACUGUCAGCUGGUGUAAGAGACUAACAGGAAAAAAGAGCAUGUCCAGCAGGAGCAAGCUGCUUAGCUGGCUUUCUUCUAGUUAGGUCAGAGAAAUGCAGGGAGAGUAGUCAAAGCCCAAACACUUCUGUUUUCCUCUCUCAGAGUAUUUAGUACUGUGAGUAAUUUUGUAUGUAAGUGUAGAAAUACCAAUGAGAACACUUGAGUAUAGUUUGCUAUGCUCUGUGAAUGCUAACAGCCUCAGUAGCUGCAUCCCCAUGCAGCUGGUGUGGAGCUUUGCUCCCUGAUGUUGCAAGGCCAGAAGAGCAGAGUACAUAGCAAAACUGAAAAGUUGGAUCCAUCAGUCUCUGUGGGCAGAAGAUUUUUGCCAGUAGUCUCUCGCUUAGAAGAAAUGACUGUGUUUAUAUGGAAAUGAAAAGAUGUAUUUCAAUCUACCAGAGUUACAGAAAUACAUUAGUGACAGACAUGAAUGUGUAAUCAGCUACUGUACCUUUAAUGGAUCAGAAAUUGUUAAAAAAAAAAAAAAAAGAGAGAGAGGAGUUUGAUAGAAACAGUAGAAA
Molecule: messenger RNA, 1998 nt
Organism: Numida meleagris (helmeted guineafowl)
Lineage: Eukaryota; Metazoa; Chordata; Aves; Galliformes; Numididae
Gene: CAVIN2
Product: caveolae associated protein 2
Exons: 2
Coding region: 36-1214 (392 amino acids)
Cellular component (GO): cytoplasm; caveola
Molecular function (GO): protein kinase C binding
Source: RefSeq, a predicted model, not a curated record